Equus caballus (horse) is the source of this 2765-nucleotide messenger RNA. It is a transcript of the gene GRAMD2B, whose product is annotated as GRAM domain containing 2B. The record is from RefSeq and is a predicted model, not a curated record. Lineage: Eukaryota; Metazoa; Chordata; Mammalia; Perissodactyla; Equidae. Gene Ontology annotation, cellular component: cytoplasmic microtubule.
GCUCGCUCGGCCCAAGCGCUCGGGCUCGAACGUGUCCAGGUCGGCAGGCGUCGCGCUCGGCCGGCCUGGAUGCGCCGAUCGCCGGGGGCGCAGGGGACGGCGCGGCGUGGCUCCCGGGCCUGCGCCCGGACGGGGAGACCCGAGCGGGAGGAGGGGGAGCGGACUGCAGGCGCGCGGGGGGCUGAAGGUGCCCUGCAGACGCGGCCCUGAUGACUGAGCUACAGCAAGAUGUGGACGACACAAAGCCUGCCAAAGUGCUCGGGAAGAAAGAGAGCAAAGUUGGCUCAGCCCACUCAGAGGCUGAGAAUGGUGUGGAGGAGAAAAAGAAGGUCUGCAGGUCCCCAACAGCCCAGUCUCCUGCCCCGUGCAGCGAGGCCGAGUCCCCAGACCCGAAGAGGCUCAUCUCCCUGUGGUCAAAAUCCAGUUUUGACGGUGCCUCUUUAGCAAGUGACAAGAAUGACUGUAAAACAGAAAGCAAAAAUGACUCUAAAUCUGAAAGGAAAAAGUCUUCAUCUUCCAGCCAGUACAAGGCAAAUAUGCACUUUCACAAGCUGUUUCUUGAUGUCCCAACUGAGGAACCACUGAGGCAAAGUUUUACCUGUGCUCUACAGAAAGAAAUACUGUACCAAGGGAAGCUCUUUGUAUCAGAAAACUGGAUUUGUUUUCAUUCCAAGGUGUUUGGAAAAGACACUAAGAUCUCUAUUCCGGCUUUCUCGGUAACGCUAAUAAAGAAAACCAAAACUGCUCUUCUGGUGCCAAAUGCCCUGAUUAUAGCAACAGUCACAGACAGGUACAUAUUUGUCUCCUUACUCUCCAGAGAUUCAACUUACAAACUACUAAAAUCCGUAUGUGGACACUUAGAAAAUACGAGUGUUGGUAACAGUCCCAGUCCGUCUUCUCUUGUAAACAGUUUCGGGGCAGAUCGUCCUUCAUCUUUGCCUCUGGAUUUCAACGAUGAAUUCUCAGACCUGGAUGGAGUGGUUCGACAUCGACAGCAAGACAUGGAAGGAUACAGCAGUUCUGGUUCUCAGACUCCUGAAUCUGAGAACUCUCGAGAUUUCCACGUGACAGAAUCCCAGACGGUGCUGAAUGUCUCCAAGGGAGAAGCAAAACCAGCCCGGGCGGAUGCCCACGUGAACAGAGUGCCGGAAGGAAAAGCCAAGAGUCUCCCGGCACAUGGUCAGUCAGAAACCAUUGGAAUUGUAAACAAAGUAAAGUCUCAGAAAUAUCCGACUCUCCACCAUAUUCUUAUAUUCUAUGCAAUUGUUGUCUGUGCACUAAUCAUCUCGACCUUCUACAUGAGAUACAGAAUUAAUACUCUGGAGGAGCGGCUGGGGUCACUAACCUCCGUCGUGGACACCCAUCAUACUGAACAGACGGCACCAUCCGGCCUGGGGUCACAAGUACAAUUAAACGUGGAAGUCCUCUGCCAAGAGCUUACGGCUAACAUAAUGAAGUUGGAAAAGGAGCUUCUCUCUUAUUAUUUCAAGAUACAAAACAACUUACAAAAGCUGCUUGAGAACGGUGACUGAUACACCAGAUUGCUUGGGCCAACACAAUACCUCGCGCUUCCCUUUAAAGAAGGUGCUCCAAGGUGUUGCGAUGGAGCGUUCCCUGCUGGCCAGAGGAGCGAGUGGACGGGCAUGCCCAGCCAUGUUUGUGCUCCGAGGUCUCCGGCUCAGGAAUGGGGGGAAGGGGAAUAAUUUUGGUUCCUGUGCAAUAAAAGUUGACCUUGGCUCUCUGAGGAAGUUUCAGUGCUGCUGCCCGAAGAAAACAGACCCAUCUCUGGAGGUCUCGGGAAGGGCCUGGUGGACUCUCUCUUGGAUAAUUGUGGUUGGAUGGUUAUUGUGACCAUGUCAGCAAACACACUCCACUUCAUGCUUUUUUAGUCCUCCCCACCCUCCUUUUCUCUCCUUUACUCUCCUCUUAACCAGCGUUCAAACUAAGGGAUAUAUCAUGUGCCAACCAGCUUGAUGUGGUCCUUUAAAGAAUUGGCCAUGACUCUCCAAAAAGGCCAUAAAUAGCUCUAAUGGACAGACUUGCUUCAAACAUUUAACACCAACAUUUUGUCUAUUGUUUUUUUUUCCUUUCUUUCUUCUGCUGUUAUGUUUUGGUUUAAAUCAGCUAUGUAUCUUAACUUCUCAAUUGAGUACUGGCAAGAAUAUCAGGCAAAGUGGAUUAAACUGCCCCAUUUAUGUUUUGUGUUGUUCCUCCAACUAAUACUUAAUUGGACUGAUUCUCACCCACCCCAGGUCAAAAAUCUGUUGAGACAUGGGACAAAGUACUAAAUUAAACUUACUUUGAAAGCAAAACUAAUCUUUAAACCAAAAAAGUAUACUGGUGAUUUGAUACAAGAUGAAAAACACUGAAUUUUUAAGAUUAUAGGUGGACAAUGUUAGUUUUGAAACAAGAUGUCUCUAUUAAGUGCUGAAACCCAUGUCAGCAUGAUGAUGGCAUGCCUUUCUCUUUUGCUGACUAAAAUAAAUAACUGGUGGUUUGCUAACUUCUAUUUACCAUAUGGAUUGGCUGGUUUUUAUUAAUAAUUACUUAGGUACCAUAAGAUCUGUAAUACAAAAGAUACUCCAUUUCUAUCUGCAAUGCAUUUUAUAAUCAUUUCUAUGAAAUGUAUUUUGUUUAAUCAAAUAAGCUAAUAAAUGAAUUGGUUACAUCAUUUGUAUUUGUUAGCCUACUAGACAAGAAUUGUGCCUGGUGCACCCCAGCUUUUAAUAAAUACUCAGUGGUUACAAUGCCCUGCUAACACUGUA